ACGGGACAUGUGUGUCUCUCCGCCGUUACCAUCCAGUCAGCAAGACCAUUGAUGAAAAUGACGGCGGAAAAAAAUGCUAUAAAAGCCUUGUGGGCAAUUGAUUCCCUGCAAGUUGUCAAUGCAUGGCAGCCAUCUACUCGAUCUAACAAACCCAACCUCUUUUAUCAUGAUCGAGUUGACGACCAUCUUUGCCGGCGCUUGUUUGCUCUUCUGCAUUUUCUAUCGAGGAAGCAAAAUCUCGUACCCGACCGCAUCGGCAGGAAUCCCGUGGCUAGGCACACUCGUCCGCUGGAACGAGGAUGCACCGGCCUUCUUGCAAUCCGCGCGCGAGAAAUACGGAGAUGUCUUCCGCGUUAAUCUCAUCUUCUUUCGGGUGACCUUCAUCGUCGGAACCGAAGCAAACAAGUUCUUCUUUCGCGCGAAGGAUGAUACCCUCAACUUUUUCACGGCGAUGGCUCGCUUUUCGGAGUCCUUUCUUGGGCCAGGGAUCUUUUCCAACAUGGAGUGGGUUGCUGAAGCCUGGAAGUACAUUACCAAGGGGUUUAACACACCGUCGCAACUCAAGUUCUACAAGCAAACCAUCAUGCAAGACGCCGAAGCCGCCUUCAAGCAAUGGGAACAGAAGGGACGAGUCGAUCUGUUCGUCGUCGUCAGCUCUCUCGUCUCGCAAACGGUGCUUCGAUGCAUGUUUGGCGACGAGCUCAUCGACAAGCACGGUGAAGAGAUCGCAUCCCUCAUAUACGAGAUCGAGACUCUGUCGGCGGCGCCGCUGCUGUUCGUCCUCCCUCGGUUUCCGUCUCCACCACAGAUCCGAAUCACUCGUGCCAGAAACCGCUUGUUAAGUCUCUUCGACGGGAACAUUGCAGACAGGAUCGACAAUCCUGAAAAGUGGCGCGAUUCGCAUGACUACAUUCAGACCGUCCUGAACGACAACGGAGCCAUAUGGCAACGCUAUUUGGGCUUGCACACCUUAAGCGUUGCAUUAGCCGCCUUCACAAAUACCGCAGGCACGAUGGGGUGGACGAUCGCCAGCAUUGCGGCAGACCAAUCAAUCCUCAAGAAGGUCGUCCAAGAGGUGGAUUCGAACCCAAUGGAUGGCGACGUGAUCAACAGUCUCAACUCAUUGCCCUUCCUCGACUGCUGCAUGAAGGAGACCGUUCGGAAGUAUAGCUUGCUCAUGGCUCUGCGAACCGCGGAGCAAGAUAUCACCUUCAACGGCCAUGUCAUUCCAAAAGGAGAAAUUGUCUCGAUCUCCCCGCUUCUCGUCCAUCGCGACCCCGCAAUCUUUCCCGACCCCAAUGCAUACAAGCCGGAACGAUUCGCCGAGAAGGUGACGUUGGAGAAAGUCAACCGCGAGAUGGAGUUCGUGCAGUUCGGACAUCUCAAGCACAGGUGCCUCGGCGAGCGCUUUGCCAACCUUGUGUUGAAGAGCGUUUGGCAUAUGCUCUUCAGCGAGUAUGAUGUCGAAUUGGAAGCGCCGCUGCCCGAAGCGGAUUUUACGAAAGCGGCCGGGACACCGUUCCCGAAGGCCCCCAUAAUGGUGAGGAUAUCUCACCGCCUUGCCCAAGACCGCACUCUCAGCGUUCGAGCGAGCGGUAAGUCUCGUGUCAAUGGAACAGUAGUAGUGGCCGCUGAGACGUUCGUUCGCGAGGAGUAGACCCUUAGUGCCAGACUGGUUUCCCUUUGUCUGAUGUCCGCUUGUCGUAAAAGUCUCAUUAUACAUGUUGGG
Messenger RNA from Fimicolochytrium jonesii, 1729 nucleotides. Its product is annotated as cytochrome P450. Bases 119 to 1657 code for a protein of 512 amino acids. Lineage: Eukaryota; Fungi; Chytridiomycota; Chytridiomycetes; Spizellomycetales; Powellomycetaceae. The record is from RefSeq and is a predicted model, not a curated record. Gene Ontology annotation, molecular function: oxidoreductase activity, acting on paired donors, with incorporation or reduction of molecular oxygen; heme binding; monooxygenase activity. The transcript has 4 exons.